Molecule: messenger RNA, 1031 nt
Organism: Scylla paramamosain (green mud crab)
Lineage: Eukaryota; Metazoa; Arthropoda; Malacostraca; Decapoda; Portunidae
Product: heat shock protein beta-8-like
Exons: 6
Coding region: 16-807 (263 amino acids)
Biological process (GO): response to heat; protein refolding
Cellular component (GO): nucleus; cytoplasm
Source: RefSeq, a predicted model, not a curated record
UCGCCAACCACGGCAAUGGGUGAGCAUCAUCAUCAUCAUCAGCAGCAGCAGCAGGGCAGCAGCGAGGCACCAUUACCUGCUGUGCUUUCCCCGCGCCUCAAUUACACAGGUGAGGCGGCCGCACCUUGUCCCUGGGGAGUCCGCACCUGCCCCGCCCUGCCCUGCGUGUCUCACCUGCCCAGGGCCUUGGCAGCAGCAACAGCCAUGGUGUCUUUCCGCAUGGUGGGGCGAGCGGCUCCCCGGGUGAGGGCAGCAGUGACCCAGCCCGGCAGCAGGAGGGCCUUGGUGCUUCCCAUGGUUCACCCGAGCCAGGUGAGGCUGAUCCACCGUGGCCCCUUUUGGCGGGAGCCAUUCUCCCAGAUGGAGGGGUUCAUGAAGGACAUGGAGAGGAAGUUCAAGAGAGACAUUGAGGACACCCUAGGAACCUUUGCCAAGAAUUUUCCAGGAACUCAGCUGCCCAUGUCGAGUGUAAUGGCCAGGGCAGUGCACCCCACCUUUGGACAGAUGGAAAAUGUAUCAACCCCUGAGAAAUACAAGCUGAACUUCUACUUCAUGAGUGCCAAGCCUGAGGACAUCAAGGUCACUCUUAAAGGACGCAGCUUGAAGAUCUCCAGUGAGGCCGUGAUGGAGACAGAAAACUCCAAGUCGUCCCAGCAGAUGAGUGUGGAGCUACUGCUGCCGGAGGAUGUAGAGGCUGAGGGUCUUGAGUCCAGCCUUUCCCAGGAGGGCGUGCUGGUGGUGGAGGCUCCCAGGAAUCCUGCAGCCAGUCCUGAGGCUCCUAAGGCAAUACCCAUUGAGAGGGAGUGAUCUGCUGGGUGCACACUUCUUACUGGGCUGGAAGAUGACAAGUGUCCUGUGUGAUAGGGGCAGCAGUGUUCUGUUGCCACAAGAAAAGCAUGUCAUUAUUCAAUGGUAGGGUUUCUUUUGUAAGGGAAAGGACACUGUUUACAUGAGGGUAUACACUAUAAAUCUCAGCAUGGAAAUGUGUCAGUAGAUAUACUUUUUGCAAAUAAAUGUAGAUAUUAUUAUAA